UGUGAUGUUGUGCAUGUGAUUUAAUUUUGUAGUGCUAUUAUUAAACCGAGGUCACGUCGAAUUAAAACACAAGAACUUUACUACAACAAAAAGUGCAGAACACGUUUACCCCAAAACUGCCGGUCUUCCUUUACGUUCAAAUCAAACUCAUGCGCGUGCACUGGACUCAAGACCAUUUUUCUAGAAAAUUAUUUUUGACCUUGUCUUUUGUACCGGAAGUAGGAAGGCGUCAUCAUCUGAUGUAAUAUUCUGGAAAUUGCCGGCAGGGUGCUGUAAUAGACCAGAGGAGGUCAGUGAGAAUUAUUACCUGCAGUAAAGUAGCGUACUGUCGGGGUUUCAACAGUUACUUGUAAAUUUGUCUUUUAACUGAGAAAAAAAAGAAGAUGCCGAGAGGAAGCAGAAGCAGGACAUCGAGAAUGCCCGCUCCGGCCAGUCGGGCACCAUCCCGGCCUAUGGCACGGGCCGCCCCACCCCCAGCAGCCUCUUCAGUACCUGCUCACCCUCCUCCGUCAGCGAUGGCCGCUCCCUCAGCAGCCCCCAGACAGCCUGGUAUGUUUGCCCAGAUGGCGACGACAGCAGCUGGAGUAGCCGUGGGCUCAGCCGUUGGACAUACAAUAGGCCAUGCCAUGACCGGGGGCUUUGGCGGUGGAGGAAGAGCUGAGCCAGCAAGUCCUGAUGUCACUUACCAGGAGCCCCUUCCUCCUGCCCAGCCCAUGUACCAGCAGCAGCAGCAGAGCCAGCGCAGCCCCUGUGAGUACGAGCUGAGGCAGUUCAUCGAGUGCGCACAGAACCAGAGCGACUUCAAGCUGUGCGAGGGCUUCAGCGAGGUGCUGAAACAGUGCAAGUUUUCUCAUGGAAUUUAAUGUCCAGUGGAAGUGGAAGAUGUGAGGAUCAGUUGGUUAUCGAUCAUGAAACGGAUUGUACACCAUGAAACCAUGUGAUUUUAAUAUAGAUGCAAUGACUGUCCUAGUAAAAUAAAUGUUUGAAUUUGUCAGCAUUUAAAUUA
Molecule: messenger RNA, 1006 nt
Organism: Acipenser ruthenus (sterlet)
Lineage: Eukaryota; Metazoa; Chordata; Actinopteri; Acipenseriformes; Acipenseridae
Product: coiled-coil-helix-coiled-coil-helix domain-containing protein 2-like
Exons: 4
Coding region: 384-863 (159 amino acids)
Biological process (GO): positive regulation of transcription by RNA polymerase II; mitochondrion organization
Cellular component (GO): mitochondrion; nucleus
Molecular function (GO): sequence-specific DNA binding
Source: RefSeq, a predicted model, not a curated record